Molecule: messenger RNA, 1805 nt
Organism: Drosophila hydei
Lineage: Eukaryota; Metazoa; Arthropoda; Insecta; Diptera; Drosophilidae
Gene: alka
Product: glycine receptor subunit alpha-2
Exons: 10
Coding region: 139-1500 (453 amino acids)
Biological process (GO): chemical synaptic transmission; signal transduction; regulation of membrane potential
Cellular component (GO): membrane; synapse; neuron projection
Molecular function (GO): neurotransmitter receptor activity; transmembrane signaling receptor activity; chloride channel activity
Source: RefSeq, a predicted model, not a curated record
UCCUGAGCGAAGCCGAAAGGAUUCGAACGCGCGUCGGCCAGCAACGCGAUUUCAUAAAGCGAAUUAUGAAAUUCCCACGUCGAUGUAAAGUGAGAUGAUUUGAGGUUUGGUUUAAUUUUCUGUUUCGUCGUCAACAUCAUGCUGGGCAAAUACAACACAAAGGCAUUCAUAUCGCUUGGAUUGACUUUCAUAUUGAUGUGGAUUAGUGAGGCCACGGACGCCCACGUGAACUACAACUAUACAACGAAGCCGCGAGUGGUUCUUCCGCCUAAUUAUGUCAAGGAAAUGCGUCCGCCCUCCAAGAAGGGUUCCCCAGUGAUAGUAGACUUUAGCAUAUUUGUUGUAGAUAUUAACUCAAUUAACGUAGAGGAUAUGGACUUUAGAGUUGACAUGUUCAUUCAUCAGCGAUGGAUGGAGUCGCGACUGGAAAUCUCCGAUGACAUAUUCGAGGAGGGCGACGACUAUGUGACCUUACUUCCAGAAUUCUUCGACAACCUCUGGCAGCCAGAUCCAUAUUUUCUCAAUUCGAAGAUUGCCGAAAUAGCUACCCUGACGCACAAGUUCACAUCGGUGACGCUCUAUAAGAAUAAGACAGUGCGCUAUGCCGCCCGGAUGCAUGCCAUAAUUGCCUGCCAGAUGGAGUUCCAGCUGUAUCCCAUGGACAUCCAAGUGUGUCCCAUUUACAUUGAAAGUUUUUCGUCCAAUAACCAAAAGGUAAAGCUGCGCUGGUCGGAUUCCGGGGUAACGCUCAAUCCGGAACUGAAGCUGCUGCAGUACAAUCUUGGCCAGCCGCUGGAGCUGGAGGAGAGCGAUGGCUAUAUGCCCGAGAAGGUGGGCAACUUCUCUCGGCUCACCGUCUACUUUCGCUUCGAGCGUCAGAUCGGCCAUCAUCUCAUCCAGACAUUUGCGCCCUCCUCGCUGGUGGUGAUGCUGUCGUGGUUUAGCUUCUGGCUCGGUCUGGAUGCCAUUCCGGGUCGCGUCACACUGCUGGUCACCUGCAUGCUGACGCUGGUGACAAUGUUUACGGGGCUGCGAGCCGAUAUACCACCCGUUGCGUAUGUAAAGGCGCUGGAUCUGUGGAUGGCCGGAUGCAUGGUCUCCGUGUUUGCCGCCUUGGCUGAGUUCGUUGUCGUCAAAGUUCUGGAUGUGCAGUACCAGUGCCAGGUGAAUCGCAUACCAAAGGUAUUGCCCAUGCGCAUUAGCAACAUGGAAAAAGGCCAAUGUGCAACGGUGGCAAGCUGGGAGGGUGGCGCCGUGCGGUCACGAAAGGCCACACAAACUCCGACAACGCCGGGCCAGACAUCGCUGCAGGGCAAUGGCGGCCCGCCAAAGCCGGCGCGUCGCCAAAGCCUUCUGUCUGUCGCCUGGACGGACACGGAUACGGGCGUCGAGAAGAUAAUGUGGCGAGAGAUUGAUAAAGUCUCACGCGCCGUAUUCCCCAUUCUGUUCUUCGUCUUUGUCCUGCUGUAUUGGCCCAUAUUGUUGAUGAAGUCGUCCUAGGAUUUGGGGAGCUCCAGAAUACACUUUUCUGGACUCCGUUAACAAAUCGAACUCAACUCCCAGCAAAUUGGAACGCGGACUUACGCUACAAUAUCUAUGUGUUGGCGUGGCUAUCUAGACAUCUAUAUCUAUAGGCACACACACACACACACAUGGCAUCUUUAACUAUUUGAAUAUAUCUAUUACUAUGAGCAUAUCACGUCACACAUGACAUGGUACCUACGCAGUUACCUUUCCAUAAUACUCUCUCUCUCGUCAAGUCGAUGAGAAACAAAUAUUUGACAGUUGCUCAUCAGCAUAUACUC